AACUUCAGUCGCUGCAGCGCACGACAAAUUGAAACUUGCACUCAAAUUUAGCGGUCCCCCUAACACGCCGGUCGUGCCUAUCCGCAGUGUUGCCACGGUUCUGCCGCACCAUCACAGUCCAUUCUCCCUUUGCAAAAGUCAUUUGCCGAUAAGUUUGCCGACAAAAGCACAGUCAAUCUUUCUUUUGGCAAUCAUAUAAGUAGCUUCUUCACCACCGACCCUUAUUCACUCCUUCUUGACUACCAUGCCAAACCUGGCUCUCCUUGUCGCGCUUAGCGUCGUCGCCUGCGAACUUGCCGCAGGAACUACAUACGAAAUGAUCAAAGAAUAUGCUGGGUCGGGCUUCUUUGAUGACUGGGAUUAUUAUGAUAAUUACGACAAUCUCACUAACGGAGAUGCCAUCUUCGUAGGCUCCGGCUCCGACCUCACAUACAUAGACUCUACCACAAACCGUGCGAUCAUGAAAGUCGACAACACCUCCACCGUGGCUUACAACUACAAGCGUGACACCGUUCGAAUUGCGUCAAAGGAUCGCUACGAGGUUGGAAGCAUUUGGAUAGCGGACAUGUACCAUGUUCCAUACGGCUGUUCGGUCUGGCCGGCGUGGUGGUCCCAGGCUCCUGACUGGCCAACCGGGGGAGAGAUCGAUACCUUUGAAGGGGUGAAUCUUGUGACCAUGAACCAAAUGGCUCUGCAUACUGAGAGUGGUUGUAAACAAGUAGACCCAGUCCAAUCGUCCACCCUCAUCAAUACCACCGAUUGUGAUUACGAAGUAGACGACAACGACGGUUGCGUCGUGACAGACCCGUCCACAGCAUCGUAUGGAGCCAAAUUCGCUGCUGCGGAAGGCGGUGUCUUCGUCACAGAAUUCGCGGAGACCGGGAUAUCUAUCUGGUUCUUUAGCCGCUCCAGUGUUCCCUCCUCCAUCUCCUCGAACUCAAGUACCAUUGAUACUGACAACCUCGGUACCCCUGUUGCGAACUGGCCCAAAGGUGGAUGCGAUAUUGACACGUACUUCACCGCACAGAAUCUGAUAUUUGAUAUCACUCUCUGCGGAGACUUUGCAGGCACCGCAUCUAUAUUUAAUGAAACCUGCACGGGCACAUGCUAUACCGACUAUGUCAUCGGGAAUGCCUCUUACUAUGACACUGCCUACUUCGAUGUUGCUUCAGUGCGUGUGUACGGCGUUAACGGGACCGAUACGACGGCGUCAAGCAGCAGCAGCAGCGGUGCCAUGAGCAAUAACUUGUGGGAUUCGAGAACCGCUGCGGUGCUGGCCGCUGCUGCCCUAGGUGCUACUGCGUUGCUAGCUAUCUGAAGUCAAAAAUAUCUCUUUUUCGUAAUAUUACAGACUGCGCUUAUUGCGUUCUAUCAGUGCCUAAAUACAAUACCUCUCUUUUCCUUGUAUGAAUAGACCUCUAUAAACUGCGGACACAUAUCACUG
Molecule: messenger RNA, 1444 nt
Organism: Guyanagaster necrorhizus
Lineage: Eukaryota; Fungi; Basidiomycota; Agaricomycetes; Agaricales; Physalacriaceae
Product: glycoside hydrolase family 16 protein
Exons: 8
Coding region: 245-1318 (357 amino acids)
Biological process (GO): glucan catabolic process
Source: RefSeq, a predicted model, not a curated record